Molecule: messenger RNA, 1431 nt
Organism: Salvelinus fontinalis (brook trout)
Lineage: Eukaryota; Metazoa; Chordata; Actinopteri; Salmoniformes; Salmonidae
Gene: asph
Product: aspartate beta-hydroxylase
Exons: 8
Coding region: 349-1308 (319 amino acids)
Biological process (GO): peptidyl-aspartic acid hydroxylation
Cellular component (GO): membrane; endoplasmic reticulum
Molecular function (GO): peptidyl-aspartic acid 3-dioxygenase activity
Source: RefSeq, a predicted model, not a curated record
AACAAAAGCUGUAUCCCUUAUAGUUAAAACCACAUAAAGGGGGGAUAAACAAGGCGGUUCUAGCCUGCGGGGGUAUCCCAAUGACUGUAUCCAUACGAUUGAAUAAGACAACCACCUCUGAAAGCGAAUUGGACGAGAUUUUCCUUUUCUCCGCCCACCUCAUCUUCGUGAAGCUCACACUGGCUGAGGGCGCAUUCACUAAACAGUGGACGGGGUUGCUAUGGGCUUCGGGUUAUGAGGGCAGAGAUUUGAUUUCUACUGGGCCACCUUUAGUGCAAGAAAUUGAGUGAAGCUCGUUAAUUUUGAAUUUCCACAUUUCUACUUGAAUUCAAUCAACUUCGAAUAGCCAUGGCCCCGAAGAAAAACGCACGAGGACACAAAAUGAAAGAAGCCAAAGCACAGCUGGCCAGUAAGAAUGGCAAGAAGCCUGAGGUAGCAGGAGGAAGCUCCUUCUUCACCUGGUUCAUGGUUCUUGCCCUCCUGGGCGUCUGGACCUCUGUGGCCGUCGUCUACUUCGACCUGGUCGACUACCAAGGCGUCAUCGCCAAUGCAAAGGACUUGCACAUUAAGCUGUCUGAGACACUGCAAGGUCAACUUUCGUCCUAUGAUGCUGAUGGAGAUGGUGACUUCGAUGUGGAGGAUGCUAAAGUACUGCUAGAUGAACCUCGACCCGAUCGGAAAAGAGCGAGACACAGAGCCAACUUAAUCGAACCAGAAUCUCCAAAAACAAAGGUCAAGAAAAAAGAGGCGGCUACUGAGACCAAAGAUGAAAAUCCCGGACAUGUUUCCAAGAGAAAAGCCAAAAAAGAAAACCCUCUUACCAAAGACGUGGGCUGGAAGCUGAGGGAGGCCCUGAACCAGCAGCUGGCCAUCAUCCAUGAGCGAAUGGAGGCCAAAAAGAUUGCCAAGAUGGCUCUGGCCGAGGUGAGGAACAUCCUGGCCAGGGAGAAGGAGAAGGUCCUAGGGGUGACGAGGGACGAGGUGGCAAAGAAGGCUAAGGUGGCAACGGCAGCUAGGAUGGAGAACAAGCCAGAGAAGGGGGAGUUUAAGAAGGCCUUGGGCAAGAUUAGGAGAGGCAAAGAGCAGAAAGAGAAGGAGGGUGAAAAUAAGAAAGAGGAGAAGGAGGGAGAAAAUAAGAAAGAGGAGCACCGCAAGAAAGCUAAGAAGAAUGCGACAAAGCCAGACAAGAAGUCAGGGAAAGAGGUGAAGGGUAAGAGGGUAGAGGUCCCCAAAGACGCCAAAAAUAGAGAGUCCCCCAAAGCUGCUGCUAAAAAGCUCAAGAUGUCUGAUAAGGGGGUCCGGAAAUGAUGCUAAACUCUUCACACCUGCACUGAUGUCGGUGAUCUUUCACUCCCUCUGGUGACAGAGAUGUUAAAAGAUUCAGGAGAAACACCACCUGUGAGAGGUCUCCAGUGACAGACCCCUGCGAAU